AAAACCGAGCUCCAGAGUUACUCGUGAAAACACCCUAAAAUUUUCAUAUUCCGAUAUUUGUAUCCCCAUUUUCCCCAACUCCCAAAACCCUAACAACAUCCGCCGUCACCGUUAAGCCACCGCACCACCACCUUAUGGCGGAGGAAUUCGUAAAAGCUGUCGACGACGGCUUGAGACUCUCGAAACGGAUUUAUUUCGGUAAAGACAGGGCCGUGGCGCCUCCGAAGCCAAUGACUGCGAUGGAGAAGUCUGUGCACUCGUAUUUACCGACGUCGGUGAUGGUGUAUGCGGUGAUCGGAGAUCCGGCAAUCGUGGACAAUCCUGAUAUUCCUAGCUACCAGCCUCACGUGCACGGCAGGUGUGAUCCACCGGCAUUGAUUCCGCUUCAGAUGAAUGGAGUAGAGCUGGAAAUUGAUUGUCAUUUGGACACGGCGUUCGUGACGAUCUCCGGUUCAUGGAGGGUGCAUUGUGUUAUGGGAAGUCGGAGCUGUGAUUGUCGGAUUGCGGUUCCUAUGGGUGAACAGGGUUCAAUUCUAGGUGUUGAGGUUGAUGCACCGAGGAAAUCAUAUUGUAGUCAACUGCUUGCCUUGGAUGAUAAAAAGGACGCAGAGAAGGUAGCCAAAGCUGAAAGUGAAGGCUUUUUGAAACCCCAUAUUUUUACUUUUACAAUACCCCAGGUUGAUGGGGGUUCCAAUAUAUCAAUCAAAGUUAGGUGGUCUCAAAAGUUAUUGUAUCACAACGACCAAUUCACCUUGAGCAUACCAUUUCAUUUUCCAGAGUAUGUCACGCCUGCUGGAAAGAAAAUUUCAAAAAAGGAAAAGAUACACCUGAAUGUUAACUCUGGUCCUGGAACUGAAGUUUUGUGUAAGACAACUAGUCAUCCUCUAAAGGAACUUAGACGCCACGCGGGAAGGUUGGGCUUCAUAUAUGAAUCAGAAGUUCUUACUUGGUCAAGUAGUGACUUUGUCUUCACAUAUACUGUUUCUCUAAGCCAUAUAUUUGGAAAUGUGCUUUUGCAAUCUCCAUCAGUACUUGACAUUGAUCAAAGACAGAUGUUCUGCUUGCAUCUUUUUCCUGGAGACCGGCAGAGUAGAAAGGUGUUUAGAAAGGAUGUGGUAUUUGUUGUUGACAUAAGUGGAAGCAUGCGUGGAAAGCCACUUGAGGAUACAAAGAAUGCACUGUCAGCAGCACUCUUGAAGCUUGAUCCAGAAGACUCAUUUAGUGUAAUAGCAUUUAAUGGAGAGAGUUACCUAUUUUCGUCAUCUCUGGAGUUUGCUACCAAGGAAGCAAUUGAAAAUGCCACUCAGUGGAUCAGCAUGAACUUCAUUGGUGGAGGCGAUACAAACAUUUUGCUUCCCCUAAAUCAGGCCAUUGAGAUGUUAUCCAAUGCUAGCAAUUGCAUUCCUAUUAUUUUCCUUAUUACUGACGGAGCUGUUGAAGAUGAGAGACACAUAUGUGAUGUUAUGAAAAGUAAUCUAAGAAAUCAAGGAUCGAUAUGCCCACGUAUUUACACCUUUGGCAUAGGUUCAUUCUGUAACCACUAUUUCUUGCGAAUGCUUGCAAUGAUUGGCAGAGGCCAUCAUGAUGCUGCUUAUGAUGCAGAUAUGAUCGAGGUUCGAAUUGAAGGUCUAUUUGCCAGAGCUGCAUCCACCAUUCUGGCAAAUAUAGCCAUUGACAAUCUGGAUAAUCUUGAUGAUCUUGAGGUAUAUCCUUCUCGUAUUCCAGACCUUUCAUCUGAAUGCCUGUUGAUUGUAUCCGGCAGAUACCGGGGAGAGUUUCCUGAAAAUCUUAAAGCUAUAGGUAAGCUUGCAGAUAUGAGCAGUUUUACUGUAGACCUGAAGGUACAAGAGGCAAAGGACAUACCUCUGGACAAGGUACUUGCAAAGCAACAGAUUGAUCUUCUUACGGCUCAGGCAUGGUUUUCAGAAGAUAAAGAGCUUCAGGAGAAGGUAGCAAAAAUGAGCGUACAAAAUGGCAUUGUUUCCGAGUAUACCUGUAUGAUUUUGACUGAGACCGAGAAGGGGAAGAAAGCCACAGAAUCAGCUGGCAUACCCAAGGUUCCCAGUAAAACGGAGCCUCAGAAAAUGGAGGAUACAAAACGCCAGAAAAUGAUGGUACUGCGAAACCUUGGGGUUGGUUUUGGUAACUUGACAGCCACUUCCGAAAACCUUCCUCCUGGUGCUGAUGAAACAAAAUCGCCAGAGCCUGCAGAAAUUCUCGUGAAGGCAGCUUCAAACUGUUGUGGCAAGAUGUGCAGCCACUGCUGUUGCAUGUGCUGCAUCCAGAUUUGUUCACGGAUGAAUGACCGAUGUGCAAUCGCACUCACACAGUUAUGCGGUGCCCUUGCCUGUUUUGGUUGCUUCAGUUGUUGUGAACUAUGCUGUUGUGGACACGAUGGAUGAGUAGGAUUACAUGAUGAAACCUGCCAAAUAGCAGUUGUAUGUUUGUGCUACAAUAUUCUCUACUUAUUAUACAUGUAAACGUGCUUACAAAUUUUCUUGGACCUCACGUAAAUUCCCCAAGGUUUUAACCUCUGUAAAGCUGUUGAAUCUUGCAAAUAUUUGACGAUAGAAUUGAAGGUUUACAACUGAAUUGCCGUAUCUAACCGUAUAAUACUGGAUGGAACAUCCCUGAAACAGCUUUAUAUUAUUGUACUUUGCC
This is a messenger RNA of Ilex paraguariensis (yerba mate), 2661 nucleotides long. Lineage: Eukaryota; Viridiplantae; Streptophyta; Magnoliopsida; Aquifoliales; Aquifoliaceae. The record is from the annotation of a GenBank genome assembly.